Molecule: messenger RNA, 6313 nt
Organism: Octopus bimaculoides (California two-spot octopus)
Lineage: Eukaryota; Metazoa; Mollusca; Cephalopoda; Octopoda; Octopodidae
Product: calcineurin-binding protein cabin-1
Biological process (GO): chromatin organization
Cellular component (GO): nucleus
Molecular function (GO): nucleosome binding; protein binding
Source: RefSeq, a predicted model, not a curated record
AUUUAUUUACGAAGGAAUUCUAUCGUUUUAAUAACAGUACCUAAAUAGUCUAUAAAUUAACCAACUGCAUUUUUACGAAACUGAAAAUGCUGUCAACAAUACCAAAGAACGUUAUGGUGGCGCCCUAAUGGGCGCAUGGCGGUUCUUGGAUAGCUUUCAGUUGCAUUUACCUUUUCAUCUUUGUAAAAAUCAUCUCGAAAAACAUCAUGCAUUCCUCCUAGGUAUGUUGCACCUGCGUGAGAAAAGGCGCUAUCCUAUUGCAAGAUGAUUCGAAUAUCAGCAUUAAAUGACCACGAAAGUGGCGACUCGGAUGACUCGUCCGAUGACAUACUUUCAGUUACAAAAGAGGCUCAGGAAUCUGAAGCUUAUACUGUAUACAAUCAAGCUCUUAACCUUCAAAUAGAAGGUGAUUUUGAUAAAGCAGAAGAAACCUUUGAGGACCUCUUAGAACAAGACUUUCUGUUGGAGGCAAACAGGAUAGUAGAUGAAGAGGGUGAUAAUCCUGUUCACCCUGGGCUUCAGAUGCUUUAUUCAACCUACAAAAACUUAGCUGCCAUGGCUCACAGACGCAAUGAUACUCACAGAGCUAUCCAAUAUUUUCUGAAGGCUGUAACAAUUGAUGAAACUGAAGUAACAGUUUGGUAUAAAAUUGGCCUCAUUGCUCUUGAAAUUCAUAACUAUCAACUGGCAGCUUACUCUUUUCAGCAGGGUCUUAAUUGCAACAAAAACCAUUGGCCAUGCAUGGACCACCUGAUCACAUCCCUCUAUGUAUUGAAUGAUUAUUGGACUUGUCUGAAAUAUAUUGGGUCUGCUCUUGAAAAAGAUGCAGAAUACAUGAAAGCAAUUUCUUUUCGAGAUCAAAUAUUUUCAGAACAACCUUCUUUGCGAAUGGAGUCCAAGAUGUUCUUUGCUAACUGUGAUCCUCUGGUGCUGAUGACUCAUGCUGACAAAGAAGAAAAGAAUGAGUACAUAAACGAAGCUCUGGAAAUGAGGAAGAUUCGUCGGGAAUUAGCUUAUGUUCCACCACCAUCUCCACUCACUCUCCCAAAACCUAUUCUAGAAUAUAGUUGGAAAUGUGUCGGGGAAUGUCUUUUAGCUUUGUAUGAUGAAAUAGUCCACAGUGAACCACGAAAGAGUAUGGGUCUUCAUAUAGAUUUGACACCAUAUGUUAAAACCCCUAAACCUGCAAACGACAAAAAUGUUGUUGAGGCACACGAGUCUAAAGUUCACAGUCCGAGUUCAAACCAAGAGGCACAGAUGACUUCAGAUGCUGGAGAGGGUGCAGCGGUGGCACCAUCGUCUGAAGUUGCUGAAACGGCAGGGAAUAGUGGCACAUCCUCCUCUCCUACUGUACAGAUGUCAUCACCAAAUCCCUCGGCAACAAACCAUACUCCUGAAGUUACAACAGCUAUGGAAGUUGAUGAAGCUGGGUCACGUAAGGUUCAGAAGCGAAAACGAAACACUGCUGUCGAAGAAGUGGCGUGUAAAAGACGAUCCGCUCGUGUGCGUAAUACCACCAGAAAAAAACAAGAGGAAAAUGUAGAUCUUGAAGACUUGCUCCUGAAAUUUUUGCCAUCCAGUUUAUUGGAAGCACGAGAGGAAGAUGAAAGCAAAGCAAAAGAACAAAGUAGCCCUCAAGGUGUUUCAUCUGCUGCUGGUAGCAGUGAAUCAUCUACCCCACUAGUUUUUGAGACUGAGGAGCAGCUUGUAAAGAAAUUUUUGGAAGAUUGUUUGGAAAAUGGUGGAAUCAUUGAUCUUAUGGGUACAUAUUUAGUUCAAUUAGCAGAUGUAGGACAUUUAAAAUGGUCUGAUGAAUUAGUAGACAUAUUCUUAAAAGUAUAUUCUGCUGUCAGGAAACACUUGAAAUUACCUUCUUAUUUAUGCCCUGAAGAACCCGAGGACUAUGUUCUAGAAAUGGGCAAAAUGGUGCUUGUAUGGGCUGAACUCAAGUUAGAUCAAUGGCUGAUGAAAAAAGCAAAAAUCAAAGCUCCUAUGAAUUCUUCAAAUAAGUAUGUAUAUUUUCAUCACCUCUUAAUAACUACUUCUGAAUUAUAUAUACCUAUAUUAAUUGGUGGUAUUCGUUUAUGUUGUAUCAAAAACAUUUGUAUUUCAAUAUCUUUUCUUCAACCAGCAUUUUGGCUGAAAGCAAGGUUCUGUACACUCCUAGGAGAAAUAGAUGAAGCAUUUGACUACUUUGAUAAGGUAUUACAGUAUCUAGCAUACGCUGAAGAGAAUAUAUCUUUAUCCAGGGUCCAUUUACCCAACUGCCACAUGGAUGAAAUCAUUUCAGCAGAGAAAGUCAAGAAACAACAAGAUUUAUUGAAGCGUUGCCAGUCACUUGAGAAAACCCAGAAACUGUAUGAGUGUGAAGAAUAUGCUGAAGUCGUAGAUCUGUUGAAGUUAACAUUCUCAGAUCCUGUUGACAAACCCAAAAGAAAUGUACUUGUUACAACUUCUGCUGAACUUCUAGAGGCAGGUAUAGCAAUUCCUGACAGACGAGCUCAGUUACAGCUGAUGAUGGAUUCUUUAUCAAAAUUAAAUAACCCUCAGAAAUAUGUUUUGUGGGGUGAAGUUGUAUUUAACGAGAGUCUGCAGAUGUACAGAGAAAGUAAUUCUCACACCGUUAAAGAUGACUGGAUUGCUUUUAUGAUUCAGCUUUUCGCUGGAAUGGAUGAAGCUAUCCUAAAUGAACCAUCAAGCAUAAAAGAACUAACUCCAGCCUGUACUCUACGGAUUGCUAAAAAUUUAAUUAGAGUGAUUUCAGAUUCUGUUGAUGUACCAGAGUACGCUACUGAUAUGCCUAUUCCUACAGUUUUACCGUGGAAAUUGCUGUAUCACAUUAUCAGAAAUGAAGAAUCUAAACUCCACUCAACUCAAGCAGCGAAUAAAUCUGAAAGUGAAAUCUUAGAUAAUUCUCUGAGCUCAUCACUAAUGUUGCUGAAUGUGGCACAUGAUUACCUGGGCAGACAUUCCUGGUGCACGAGAUCAGAUGGAGAACUUUUAGUGUUUUUUAUGUCCGUUAUCAAAGAGGAAAGAGCUCAUUAUCCCGAAGAUGCAAAGCAUGCAUUCAAAGAUGAACUUGACCAAGCCUUUGAGCAAUGUAUUUAUUGUUUAUAUGGACAUCCAACUAAAAAAGGCAAAUCCAAGUAUCUUCAAGACCACAAUGCUUUACAGAUUAAUCUGAACUGGGAAAUGUCUCAAGUAUUGUUCGAUUACUUUAAACCUAAGACCGUGCCAGAAUUUGACAGUUACAAGACUAGCACUGUAUCAGGAGAGCUGGAGAAUUUAGCCCGAAGAAUCACUUUGUUGGUACCAAAGGAAAAGAAUCCAGCUAAUACAUACGAGUCUGUCCUCGCCUACAUCGAAGGACAACACAACGAUCCACCAUUUAUACCUCCUGAUAAACCUGUCACAACUGCUAUUGUCAAAGAGCUGUUUUACCUACUGGCUGAUUAUUAUUUCAAGAACAAAGAGCAAGUGAAAGCAAUUAAGUUCUAUAUGUUGGAUAUUUGUGUGAAUCCUAACCGACUAGACUCUUGGGCUGGAAUGAGCCUUGCACGUAUGAGUCGGUUAGAGCAAAAGUUGAAUUCGACUGAACUUCGAAUGGACCAGGCAAUUUACAAACAAGCCAUCGCAUCGCUACGCUGCUUCACGCGGGCCGUGGAGAUUGACAGCAACAAUGCCAAACUAUGGAUAGAGUACGGCUCGCUUGCCUACCAGCUGCACUCUCAUGCUGCUCGACAGCUCAAAUUGAUGCAUUGGUUCCCACUCAAUGAUGAGAUGUACCAGAUAGCAACAGCUAGCAACAAAGAAAUGCUGCUGAUUGCGGCCAACUGUUAUAAAAAAGCUAGUGAGUGUGAAAUGGAGGGAGGUCAUAGUGAAGAAUGGUUAUAUUACUACAUGAUGGGUAAAGUGUGUGAAAAGAUGAGAAAACCUGCCCAUGAAUACCUGGAACACUAUAAAGAGGCUGCUCAUCACCUUCAUGAAGAUUUUGCUGCAUAUCCUAAGAAGAUAAAUUAUGUGGUUAGCCCACCUCAUCUAGCUGUGGAAUCACUUGAAUUAUUCUAUCGACAACAUGUUGCCAUAUUAAAAGAACUGCUUUUCAAGAGCGCUGAAGAACUUGAUUUAGAUUAUUUUGAACAAUACAUGAUAGAGGUUGCCAAUGGACCAUUUGCUAAUCAAAGGGAGAAAAGACAUCAGCGUCGAGAAAACAAAGACUCUAAUACAAGUAAUGAAGAAGGUUCUUGUCAAACACAGUCUUUGUCCAACAACACAAAUAGUACUCCACGUGGAGCAACCAAUUCUGGGACUUGCCCGUCUUCAAGUGGAAGCUCUACAGUCUCAACUAAUGUUGGAGCAGUUACAACUUCUACAACGUCGUCACGUUCAAACCAAGACCAUAAUUAUUUCCGACAGAAAAGUAACGAUAGUUCAAGUCUUUCCGCUUUGUCUGACGAGUUGGGAAAUACAUCAAACAAAGUUAAGAUGGUUGAAAGCCUACCCACAAAAACUUCUCCAAAGAUUAGUCAAGCAAAAUCCGAUUGUAAAAGCACCUUAUCAUCAGUGGCACCAAAAGAAGUUGCUGCUGUCAAAGAUUUGGACUUGCCUCCCCGUUUAUCAAAAGUAGACCUCAGUCAACCCAUAUUUGGUCUUGAGGACCAGUUUACCACAACGAUAGGUGAAGAUUAUUUAGAUGCUGCUAUAGACACUGAUGCGAUGACAAGUCAAGCUCUUGAUUCCCUUAAUGCACUUUUAGAAGCUGAAAACUUUGAUAAACCCAAUGAUCCACUCAGAAUUGAUUUUGACUCUGUUGGCCACCCAGAAGGAGGCGAACAGCAGAGCAAGGAGUUGUCAGACGUUUGUCAAAAUAAUUCUAACAAGCUAGCUAGCUCUGGUGCUGAGUUACCUCAUAAUGUGUCUUCUGAGAACAGCUCAGUGAACAUCAACUCUAAACACAGUGACGUAUCGAAACAAGAGACUGGUAAAUCAUUGUGUUCAGGGGAUGAUCACAGUGAAGCUGGUACCAAGACUGGUACUGAAACAUCAUCAGCCAAUAACUCGGAUCAUGGACAUGUUGAUGAUAAGAAAUCUAAAACUGAAAAACACAAAAAACUGUUAAACAUGGUCAUUUCCGCCUUACACAUCUGCCUCACUCGUUUCCCUACACAUUAUAAAGCUCUCUAUAGACUUGCUCAUCUUCACUUCUACUCACCAUUUAACAAGAAUAUUAACUACACACGUGAUAUAUUGCUUGGGGUUCCUUCUUGGACCCAACAUGAUCACCUACCUGCUCCGGGUCUUUUUACAGAUCGUAAACAUUCCAACUUUUUUCAGCUAAAACUUUCCAAUUUCAGGAAAUACCUCCGUGACGCUGAGCGUGUCUGUUUGUCCCAGCUGGCCUAUGAGUAUGCUCUUGAUACUGUAGAAUUACAACUAGAAGAUGUGCUGGAGAGCGAUAGUGAACGGCAAAUUAAAUUUCUCUUGGAAGUCUACAAAAUUUGGUGUCAUGGCGUCAAUAAAGUAUACUUGCAUGUGGAGAGAACUAAUGAUAUUUUCCUUGAUGUGUUCCGUGUCAUUAUGAAAAAUGCGGUUGGUAUUAUAGAUAUUAUAACCUUUUUUUGAUAUAGACACUAACCACUGAACUAUGCACAAUAUUAUUAAAAAAAAAAAAAAGGACACCAUUAACUGAAUUCUCUUCAGUGUGGUGCACCUACCAUCUCCUGCUAGCAUGGACAAAUCAGGUGGAAAAACUGAUUACUACACAAUGAGAUUCCACACGAUGAGAUUCCACACAGUUGCCAUUUACCAAAUUUACUUAUUCAUUGGUUGUCCCAGGGCUAUAAUAGACGACACUUGCCCAGGUGCCAUGCAGUGGGACUGAACCCAAAACCACUUGGUUGCAAAGCAAGCUUCUCAAUCACAUAGCCAUUACACUGUGAACAUGCUGGGGCAAUGCCUUGAAGGACUUUAGUCAAACAAAUCAAUCCCAAUUCUUAUUUUUUUUAAAGCCCUGUACUUAUUUUAUCAGUCUCUUAAGUCAAACUGCUAAGUUACAGAGAUGUAAACACACUGAUACCAGUUGUCAAGCAAUGGUGGGGGCAAACACAGACACAAAGUCACAUGUAUCUAUGGUAGGCUUCUUUUAGUUUCCAUCUGCCAAAUCUACUCACAGGGCUUUGGUUGGCCUAAGGAUAUAACAGAAGACGCUUGCCCAAGUGUUAUGCAAUGGGACUCAAACUUCUUACCACACAUCCACACAAAUGCUAAUUUAACCCAUUAGUAUUUAAACCGGCCAUAUCCGGCCUAAAUAAUC